Erigeron canadensis is the source of this 1891-nucleotide messenger RNA. RefSeq names its product hexose carrier protein HEX6. The record is from RefSeq and is a predicted model, not a curated record. The transcript is spliced from 3 exons. Gene Ontology annotation, biological process: monosaccharide transmembrane transport. Bases 59 to 1576 code for a protein of 505 amino acids. Gene Ontology annotation, molecular function: monosaccharide transmembrane transporter activity. NCBI's taxonomy places the organism in Eukaryota, Viridiplantae, Streptophyta, Magnoliopsida, Asterales, Asteraceae. Gene Ontology annotation, cellular component: membrane.
CCAACCCCCAGUCCCCCACCAACAUCCUCUUUGCAGUUGCACAACAGGUCAGAAAUCUAUGGCUGGUGGAUCAGUAGUAAGUAUCGAAGUGGGGAAGUAUAAUGGUCAUAUUACAUCAUUUGUUGUGUUAUCAUGCAUGGUUGCUGCAACUGGAGGGAUCAUUUUUGGAUAUGACAUCGGAAUUUCAGGUGGAGUGACUUCUAUGGAGUCAUUUUUAAAGAAAUUUUUUCCCAAGGUGUACACCAAAAUGCUAAAAGAUACCAAGAUAAGCAACUACUGCAAAUUUGACAGUCAACUUCUGACAUCAUUCACAUCUUCACUAUAUGUAGCUGGUCUAAUUGCCACCUUUUUUGCUUCACCGGUCACUAGAGCCUUUGGGCGCAGACCCUCAAUUCUUAUCGGUGGGGUAGCAUUCCUUGCUGGUGCAGCCCUGGGGGGAGCGGCUUACAAUACAUACAUGCUUAUCAUUGGUCGUAUCUUGCUUGGUGUAGGAGUUGGUUUUGGGAACCAGUCGGUUCCGUUAUAUCUAUCAGAAAUGGCACCUUCAAGAUACAGGGGAGCAUUUAACAUGAGUUUCCAACUUUGUGUUGGUAUAGGCGUUCUGGCAGCCAAUCUUAUAAACUAUGGUACCCAAAAGAUAAAAGGUGGUUGGGGAUGGCGAAUAUCCUUAGUCAUGGCUGCUGUUCCUGCCUCAAUUCUAACAUUAGGAGCUCUUUUCCUUCCAGAAACACCAAACAGCCUAAUACAACAUAAUAAAGAUCCAAACGAAGCUAAGCAAAUGCUACAAAAGAUCAGAGGAAUAAACGAUAUACAAGCCGAAUUUGAUGAUCUUGUAACAGCAAAUGAAAUUGCAAAAACCAUUAAACACCCUUUCAGAAACAUUUUAAGGCAAAAAUACAGACCUCAGCUUGUUAUGGCAAUCUUGAUCCCAUUCUUUCAACAAGUUACAGGGAUCAAUGUCAUCUCCUUCUAUGCACCAAUCCUGUUCAGAACAAUAGGAUUUGGUGAAAGUGCUUCUCUUAUGUCAGCAGUGGUGACUGGAUCAGUGGGUUUAAGCAUGACAUUUCUAUCACUAAUAAUAGUCGAUAGACUUGGUCGACGAACUUUAUUCACCAUUGGAGGGAUCCAAAUGUUCAUCUCACAAAUGUUAGUUGGCGGAAUUAUGGCAGUGAAACUAGGUGAUCACGGUGGAUUGAGCAAAGGGUAUGGUUAUUUGGUGUUAAUAUUGAUCUGCACUUAUGUUGCCGGGUUUGGUUUAUCGUGGGGCCCAUUGGGAUGGCUAAUUCCUAGUGAAAUCUUCCCAUUGGAGAUACGAUCUGCGGGACAAAGUAUCACUGUGGCAGUGGGCUUUCUAUUCACCUUCAUUAUUGCUCAGAUGUUUCUAGCAAUGCUUUGUAACUUAAAGUCUGGAACCUUUUUCUUUUUUGGUGGAUGGGUGGCUGUGAUGACAGUGUUUGUGUAUUUGUUUCUUCCCGAGACUAAAAAUGUGCCAAUUGAGACCAUGGAUCGGGUAUGGAAGCAACAUUGGUUUUGGAAAAGGUACGUCGACAAAGAAGAUGAUACAGAUAAGAAUUAAGAUCAAAAUUCUCUUUCAGUUAUGCAACAUAAAAUAAAUAUUUCGAUUUAUGAUCAUAUACAAACAAACAUUUAUAGGUUACUUAUAGAGCAAUUAGUGGACCCAUAUAUUGCAAUUGUAAUUUCGAUGUAUUAUGUAAUCAUAAACACAAUGACUGCAAAUCCAGUUAACCAUGUUCUUACUUGGGUUACAAUUUUAUGGAUAUAAUUUCCGCAAGCUUAGCAAACUUGAGAUCAUCGGCGGGAAGUAUCAGUCAUUGUUCCGAUAAGAUAUGUAACUAGUUAUAUAAGAUAUGUUUGGUCCGGUUUGGAUAUA